AAGCAAGAGCAGCUGAUGUAGAUGGUAAAGCCAGAGUACCUGGGUAGAGGUAAAGCAAGAGUACCUGGUGUAGAUGGUAAAGCAAGAGUACCUGGUGUAGAUGGUAAAGCAAGAGUACCUGGUGUAGAUGGUAAAGCAAGAGCACCUGGAGUAGAUGGUAAAGCAAGAGUACCUGGUGUAGAUGGUAAAGAAGGAGUACCUGGUGUAGAUGGUAAAGCAAGAGUACCUGGUGUAGAUGGUAAAGCAAGAGUACCUGGUGUAGAUGGUAAAGCAAGAGUUCCUGGUGUAGAUGGUAAAGCAAGAGUAGCUGGUGUAGAUGGUAAAGCAAGGGUACCUGGUGUAGACAGUAAAGCAAGAGCAGCUGAUGUAGAUGGUAAAGCAAGAGUACUUGGUGUAGAUGGUAAAGCAAGAGUUCCUGGUGUAGAUAGUAAAGCAAGAAUACCUGAUGUAGAUGGUAAAGCAAGAGUACUUGGUGUAGAUAGAAAAGCAAGAGUAACUGUUGUAGAUGGUAAAGCAAAAGUACUUGGUGUAGAUAGUAAAGCAUGAAUACCUGGUGUGGAUAGUAAAGCAAGAGUACCCGGUGUAGAUAGUAAAGCAAGAGUACCUGGUGUAGAUAGUAAAGCAAAAGUAC
Messenger RNA from Actinia tenebrosa (Australian red waratah sea anemone), 631 nucleotides. Its product is annotated as cuticle collagen 10-like. NCBI's taxonomy places the organism in Eukaryota, Metazoa, Cnidaria, Anthozoa, Actiniaria, Actiniidae. The record is from RefSeq and is a predicted model, not a curated record.